CCGCGCCGUUCAUCGCCGCCUCGGAACCCCUCGGCGCAUUCUCGAGAACAGCAACACCCAACGAGCCCGUCUCCAACCCCGGUCGAUCACCAACAUGGCGCAAGCAGGAGCUGGCGGGUCGUAUAGCAACCCGCUGAAGAAGUUCAAGCUCGUCUUCCUUGGGGAACAGAGCGUCGGCAAGACAUCACUCAUCACACGCUUCAUGUAUGAUUCGUUCGACAACAUGUACCAAGCCACCAUCGGCAUCGACUUCCUUUCCAAGACCAUGUACCUAGAAGACAGGACAGUGCGGUUACAGCUCUGGGACACAGCCGGACAGGAACGAUUUAGGAGCUUGAUCCCGUCCUACAUCCGGGACUCGAGCGUGGCAGUAGUGGUCUACGACAUCUCAAACGCGAAGAGCUUCCAAAACACACGAAAAUGGAUCGACGACGUGCGCGCCGAGCGUGGGAACGAUGUCAUCAUCGUGUUGGUGGGCAACAAGACGGACCUCAACGACAAGCGCGAGGUGACGACGCAGCAGGGCGAGGAAGAGGCCAAGCGCAACAACCUCAUGUUCGUCGAGACGAGCGCCAAGCUCGGCCACAACGUCAAGACGCUCUUCAAGAGGAUAGCCCAGGCCCUCCCCGGGAUGGAGGGCACCGACGCUGCCGCCCAGGCGUCGAGCCAGAUGAUUGACGUCAAGACGCCCGCCGCCCCGGCACCCCAGGAGGGUUGUGCUUGCUAGAUUGGACGUGUUUGUUCGGGAGAUGGGGGAAGUUCAUAGAUGGGAGAGGUCAAGACGGAGAUGUCUGCUUCCGCUGGAGUUAAGACUUCCGUCGGCCACCG
Thermothelomyces thermophilus ATCC 42464 is the source of this 828-nucleotide messenger RNA. RefSeq lists its product as uncharacterized. The coding region runs from base 95 to 727 and encodes 210 amino acids. Lineage: Eukaryota; Fungi; Ascomycota; Sordariomycetes; Sordariales; Chaetomiaceae. The transcript is spliced from 5 exons. The record is from RefSeq and is a predicted model, not a curated record. Gene Ontology annotation, molecular function: GTP binding; GTPase activity.